Messenger RNA from Clunio marinus, 8041 nucleotides. Lineage: Eukaryota; Metazoa; Arthropoda; Insecta; Diptera; Chironomidae. The record is from the annotation of a GenBank genome assembly.
CUACAAACCCGCCCUGAAAAGUCAUACAGAGUUAAAAAUUUCUUCUAGAGUUAAGAAAAUUUUUUAUUUUUAAUUUUAGAUCAUUACAAUAAUUUAAUUCAACACAAAAAACACCCAAAACAACAAAAAAAUAUUCUAGCUUUUAUUCGACGUUAAGGAUAAGCUUAAGUGUAAAUUAAAAUCUUACAAGAAACGAAAAAUUUGUAAAUAAGACAAAAAAAAAAUUAGUGUGAAAGAAAAGUGAGAAAAGGUUCCGUGGAACACAUUUUUUUCGCUUCAAGUUCUGUUCAAGAAAAUCAUCAAAAAUUCAGUCACACAGAGGAAAAAUGCGUAUGAACCCAGGCGUUGAUGUGGAGGAUGAUGAAAAGGGGAAGCUUUUCGUCGGUGGCCUGAGUUGGGAAACGACCCAAGACAGCUUGCAGCGGUACUUCAGCCGAUAUGGUGAAGUCAUCGAUUGCGUUGUUAUGAAAAAUAACGAAACGGGCCGGUCUCGAGGAUUUGGGUUCAUAACAUUUGCCGAUACCAACAAUGUUCAGAUCGUGCUACAAUCAGGUCCACAUAAUUUGGAUGGAAGAACUAUCGAUCCGAAGCAAUGCAAUCCAAGGACUCUCCAAAAGCCAAAAACUCGUGGUGGGUCCUUUCCAAAGGGGUUUUUAGGUGGACUUCCAUCAAACAUCACCGAAACUGACUUAAGAAUGUUCUUCGGACGUUACGGUAAAGUGAUGGAAGUUGUCAUCAUGUAUGAUCAGGAAAAGAAGAAAUCAAGAGGCUUUGGUUUCCUUUCAUUCGAAGAUGAAGCUUCAGUUGAUCGAGUUACAACUGAACAUUACAUCACACUUAAUGGAAAGCAAGUUGAGAUCAAGAAAGCGGAACCACGAGAUGGAUCGUCUAAUCAUAAGAUGAAUCAGGAAAUGAAUCAAUCCGCUGGUUCUCAUUGGGGUCCACCAGGGCCAGUUGGAAUGAUGCAAGGUCCAAAUGGUCAAAUGAAUGCACCUCCGAUGAACAUGAUGGGAUCAAUGGCGCCCAAUAUGAUGGGAGGUUACCAAGGUUGGGGAGCAUCAGCCGCUCAACAACAGAAUUACGGAUAUGGCAAUCCAAAUCCAGGAUAUAAUCAAGGAUGGGGCCAUCAACCUCCACAACCACAAGGUCCACCGCCACAUCAAUGGGGCAAUUACAACACGCCAACCCAACAAACACAGCAAUACGGAUCCUAUGGUGAGAGUGAGAAACAUUUAAAACUUUCAUUUGGCUGCGAUGAAAUUCAAAAUGUUCUCUUUUUAGACAUGUACAAUUCGUCAACUGGUGGACCGACGGCAGGCUCCGGUGGUGGUGCCAAUUGGAAUUCAUGGGGACUUACAAAUUCGGGAUCUGCUGGAUCAAAUGACAUGUACAAUCGUCAAUCAGGUCCAGGGUCAGCAUCGGGUCCCCCAGGAGCUAUGCAACCACCAACUGGACCAAACACUGGCAAUUCAAAACCACCAUCUGAUUAUCCAUCUUAUGGCGGAUACGGAAAUUACACAAACGAUCAGCAAUCAUUUGGGCCGCGAUCCUAUGGCAACAUGGCCAACGACUUGACUCAGCAAUAUCCACCACAAGCGUCAGGUGAUGAAUACAAACGUUAUCUUAAUCAAAACAUUAAGCAAAUUAUUUAAGUCAAAUGAGUUUUGUUUAAGUAAACAUAAAAAAUGAAAAAAAUAUUUUUUUUUGUCGAAAAAUGCAAAAAAAAAGUUAAGCAAAAAUUCUGACAAACUUUCUCCCAUUUUUCACAGAUGAUUUCUUAAAAUACUAACCAAACCAUUAAACAUGUCCGGCGAUUGUGAGAUAAGCGAUUAAGAAACAAAUUGUUAAUGAAGCAAACAAAGAAAAACUUUCAGACAAAAAAAGUAAAUCCUCAAAAUUGAAAAAAAAAAGUUGAAAAGUUUUGGGGAAAGGAUGAAGAGAGGGAGGGUUGGGGUGGGGGCGGCAACUCUAAAACGCAAGAUGAUAAUGCAAAUUGAUGAGAAUAGUAAUUAAUUAAUUAAUUGAAAAGAAUAUCCACGAUGAAACAUUUGAAAUAAGUUUAAUAGGCUAUUAAGGCAACAAGAUUAGAUCGAAAUGUUAGCAAGACAAACAAAUAAUAACAAAAUUAUCCAAAAUUUGUUUUCUUUUUUUAUGACUAUAUAUCUUUAGAAAUUUUGUAAUUUUGUGUUGAGGAAAUAACACAACAAGUUGAUUAGAUUAUUGUUUAAGAUAAAAGGAAAAAAAAUUCAUAUUAAUCUUUUUCUUCAUGUUCAUUUAGCUAAAAUUGUAUUUCAAAUAUCAAGACAAUUAAACAGAAGAUAAAAUCGUCAUGACAAACAUCGCUCGUAGUUCUGUAAUUAAAAAUUCAUUUUAAUCUAACUCUUUCUUUAUUUUUAACUCUGAUUUAAGUAAGAAAAGUUUUUGUUCAUUAUGGGUUUCUUGACAUUUAUUGAAUCAGUGUAACAACUGAUAACAUAUCGCGUUAAAUCAUUUUAAUCGCAUCAUUAAAAACAUUGUCAAAACAUUGACAAACCUACUUUUAAUCCAAUAAUAUUUUUAAAAAGAAAAACAAAUUGAGUAAUGAACACAUCCACCCACACAUGUAUGCAAUGUUGAUAAAUAGUUAACAUUGAAUUCCGAUAUUUGACCAUUAAUUUAGUUUUUUUUACUCGCUUUCUCGGGGAUCAAAUGAAAUGUUCGCGGAAAUAGAAUUUUUCGCUUUUCGUUAUUACUUCCACGUGUUUUAGAAGAAAAUUAAUUUUCGGUCGAAAAUAUCUCGAAAAAAUAUUUUUCUACGCGUAUUGAGUUGAAUUUUUUUUAUGAUCGAAAGCAGAGCGAGAAUGUGCGAAAUGUCAUUCAUGACGAUUUUAUUUUUUUCUUAUAAACUUAAAUUUGUUUUGUUUUAUAAAUUAUUAUUAUUAUUAUUAUAAAUAUUUUGAAACACUCACUGGCAUGAUCAAAGGAGAUGAGAAAUGUUUAAGAAAUUGUAUAAUUGUGUUAGGAAGACAAAGUAAGAAUUAUGAAAGAAUGUUUUUGAAAUUAUUUAAUUCUUCCUCAUUUUAUUUCUAUUUUUUUCCUGAUUUCAUAAUAUCCUUGUUCUACUCCCCCGCUUUAAUAAUCCAAACUCUUACCUACAUAAUUAAGAUGAAAUUUAAAUUUAAUUUUUUAUACUUAUAUGGCUGCGCUUACCAAAUGUGAUGUUGAAGAAUUUUUCUUUAAUAAGUUAUUACAGAUUACUUUUUUUUUGUUGCUUUUAUUUAGGAUUUCAUUUUUCUUUUAUUAAAUACCCUCGCUUUAACUUCCAUAAUUCUUUAAUAUCUUCUUCUUUCGAUAUUACAUAUAAGACGCAAAAAGAAUAUUUGGCGAAAGAAAAUGAAAAAAAGAAGAAAAGCUUCUGAUUAAGAUAAGAAAACAAAAAUAAAAAUGCAGCCGGAGAGAUUCUUUCCUUCUGUUUUAUUAGCAAUGACACCCCAUAGAUACUUAUAUCGUUGUGAUAUUACGGGGAAGUUUCUUGAAAUCCCUUAAGUGUCGACCUACCUACCUAGGAGGUGACGAUAAAAGUCUUUUUGACACAAAACUUUUUAUUUUUGUCUUUCGUUGUAAAAGAAAUUCUUAUUGUCAUUCAUAAGACAUUCAAAUGCUUUUAUUUAAUCCAGGAAAGCAGUCAAUGUUACUUUCGGUAUCAACAAACUUCUCCAUUAAUAUCGAAAUUCAACACACGUAGGAAAAGAAUAAUUUAUGUUAGUCUUUCUUCAUCAUAAUGAAUCAUAUGUUUUCCUUAAGUGUCCUUUUUGAUAUUAAGAUGUUAUAAAAACUAGAAGAAGAAGACGUUAUUAGAUUUGCAAAACUUUAAUCCUAAUUAGAAAAUAACAAUAAAUGAAACACCUACAAAGAAUGGAUAAGAAAUAGCGUAAUAUGAAAAAAAAAAACUUUUCACAAUGACUGACUAAACGAUAGUUUUUUUUUCACAAAAUAACAAACAAACUCAAAGUUUUUCUUUGUAAUUUUUUAUUUUGUGUGUGUGUGUUUUUUUUAUACUUCAUCUUAUAUUUUAUUUUGCUUUAAAUAAUAACAAUUUUAACAUUAAAAGUUGAGACCAGAUACAUAAAGGAUAAUAAAAAUCAAUUCUAGGAUCGUUGCAAGUUAGUCAUUCGAGCUUGAAUUUGACUGAUUUUAACCUUUCCUCAUACUUCAUAAAUAUUUUGUAACUUCGGGAUAAGAGCAACCACAUAAUUAUACUUGUUUCUGAGCUCAGUAAACUUUCUCUUUCUUUAAGUGAAUGCGUCAUAAAAGUUUGUUGUUUUCCAGCAUUGCUUGUUAAUGGGAUCGGGAAAAGAAAUGAAAAUAAAAUGAUAUGCAACGACUUUACUUAUUAAUCAGACAACUUUUUAAGAUGAAUUAGAACAUCUUUUCAAAGUUAUCAGUUUCAACCCAAAAAACAAAUCAAAAUGUUCAACUUCCUUUUUGUAUUCAUUCAUCAACGUUUAAGAAAUCGACAAGGAAGUUUAGGGCGUGUAAUUUUUAAUUAAUUAAUUAAUUAAUAAGUGUCAAAGCAAAGAUAAGAUCAUUAAGGAUUGAAUUUUAAUCACACUUGAAGGUAGAAUUGUUGUUGAAAUGAAUAAUAUAUGAAAAUCUCCGCAUAUGAUAAAAAAUAUCUUGUUAAAAAAAAGAAGAAGAAAAAUCUAAACAAAUUUAUAUUUUAUGAAACUUUAAGGAGAAACAUAAUUAUGUAACAAAGAAAAAUCAUGCUAUUUAAUUAAAUAUAGAAGAAAAAAAAUCUUGUACAUCAAUUAACAGUUAAGCUUAUUGAAAAACACGUUCAACAAACUCCCUGGAUGAUGAUACGAUGACGAAACUAUCAUGAGACGACAGAAAUGAUGGUGAUGAUCUUUUACAACAUUUAAGGAUUGACUGAGCUAACAAAAAAAAAUGCUUUUCCAUUUCGAUCACCGUAAAUUAAUUGUGUAAUAUAAUCAUUUUCCUCAAAAAGAAAAUUAUUAAACUUAAAUUAUCUGCAAUUUUUACAGUAACAUCCAAUUAAGAAAGAAAACACAAUAAUUAGUUAAACAAAGUGUGUGAAGAAAAGUCUUUGAUAAAAUUAAAAAUAAAAUGAAAAUGCAUUUUCCCAUUUUUAGAAAAAUUCUCCUAUACAACACGCUCAUGACCUGAUUAAUUAAUGAUAUUGUUUUUUACCUUCUUCCUAAUAUUAAAGAAACAUUUUAAUGCGAAUUUGUAAAGAAGCAGUUGUCUUUGAUAUAAAUAAAACAAACUUGCUUGUCUUGCUUUAGAAGUUAGAAACAUAAAAUUAUAUAAUACUUAAUACUUACCUUUGCUCUUUUUUAUUUAUGUCAAUCGGGUGUAAGAACUUCAAGGCAAGUAAUUAUUUUUCCUCCAACAUUUCAUCAAAUUAAAUUUAAAGAAACAAAUAAAAUAAAAGGAAACUUCAUUUCACUGAAGAAGAGAAUAAUCGAUAAGAAAUUUUAUGAAAUCAGAGUUAUGAUUAGUCAUGUGAUUGUUGAUUUUAAUAGACCUUAGAAAAUAGAAUCAAUUGUUGCAAUUUUUUAAAAUGUCUUCUCAUCUCUUUUUUUAUGUUUCAAUUUUCUUCUUUCUGAAUUAGAAUAAUGUGAAUAGAGAGAAACUUACUUACGUAUAAAAACAGAAAAAUUUCAAUUAGAAAAAGAAGCUUUUCUAGAGAGUCAAGAAAAAAACCAACUGAAUUUAUACGUUUAAUUUUAGAAUCAAACUAAGCAGAGUAUAUUAAGAGGAUUGAUUAAGAAUGCAUGGAACUGAUUUUAGAAAUCACUUGAUCCUUAAUUUUUAAAACCUCAGACAAGAAAGUUUUAUGAAAUGCAAUGAUUUUGUGUCUCGUCUCUUCAUUGUCUGAUCUAAGAGCUGAACAUUCACUAACUAGUUGUAAAGAAAGAACUUUUAACUCCACAACAAAGCUUCUUAAAGUGGGACUUGUUGCCAGGGUAAAACUUUGUUAUCUAUUUUUAUAUAGAAAAGAAUUUUCUUUUUCUUGUACACGAAAUUUAAGAUAAAAUUAAUUAAAUUCUUCUCCCUUCAAAUCUCGCGUCAGCGAAUAUUUAUAUCUAAAAAAAUUUACUUAAGGUCAACCACGGGUAUUGCAUUGCAACAAUGAUAACAGCUUCAAUGUUAGGGACACUUACUAUCAUGGGACAAUUGCAUGUUUCAUUAUCGGGUUUUCAUUUUAAGAUUUCACGAAUAUUUAUGAUACAAGUCAGCUUACUUAAAUGAGAAAAAUAUAAGAAAAUAAAAUUGAAUUGUUACUAAGCGUAAAUCAUAAAGAGGAAGAAGAAAAGGAAGAAAAUGAAUUAAAUUAAAAAAAUAAAAAUAAAAGCAAAUUCAAAAGACUGUUAAACUCUUUUUUAAUUUAAAUAUCUAAAUGAAAAUUAAAUAUAGCAGCAAGAUUAAUGAAAAAAAAAUCAAGUUUAAGAAUUGUAAGUCUCCUGUUUUUAUUAAAAAAAAUGAAGGAAAAAAUAAGAAAGUAAAACGAUUUAACAUGAUAAGAAAUGCUUUAGUUUAAAUUAAAAUUUAUAAAGGAAUAAUAAACAGAUGUUAGGAGAAGCCAAGUCAAUACAUUAAAGAAACGAAACAAUAAUUAAGAGAAGACAAAAAGUAUCUUUAGAUCAUAAAUAGUCCCAAGAUAAAACAAUAUAGGUAAAAGCUACUAUAUGAUUGUCAUACAAAUUUGUAAGCAUGAUACAAAAGAAAAAUAGCUAAUUUAAGAAUGAAAAACUCUUAUCAAAACCCAUUCUUUCAAAGUGAAAUGAUGUAAGGAUGAUAAAUUCUCUUUUGCCUUAUUGAAAAUAAUCGAUUAUCGACUCAAACUGUUUUCUUCGAUUAAGUUUUGUGUUUGUCUUAAGAAGUCACUUUUUGUAUGAGCGAGGAAGGAAAGAAACAAAUUUUAAAUUUAAUGAAAAAUGAUGAAAACGACUUUUUAAUUCUAAAUGUAAUUUUUAUAAUGGAAUCAGCGAGAGGAGAAAGUUUUAUUUUUCUUCUUCAAAAAGCAUUCGUUGAAGUGUUGUCACAUCUGAUAGUGAAGUCAUGUUUAAAGUUCGUGGGAGUUUGUUGCAACAACUUAACCAUCUUGUGGAAAAGCCCUUUAAAAGAAUCAACAACCACCGGCUGGAGUUAAUUAUAAAACUUUCUAAUUUUUUUUAUCAUUUAUCUAUUCAAGUUUUGGGAAAAAUUCUUUUUAGGCUUAAUUGACUGUUGAUUUGUGUUUAAGAUCAAAAAAGAAAGAUGAUUAGAACGAAUGUCUUGUUUGUUGUUUUUUUUUAACAAAGUAUUUAUCCCUGACUAAAUAAUUAAAAUAUUAAAGAAAAAAAAAACACUGAAAGAAAGCAAAAAAUCUACCUUUACAAGAUAAAGAAAAAAUAUUAAUUAAAUUUAAUAAUUGCAUGUAAUUUGAUGAUGCAUACAUAAAUAAAUAGUUGAAGAGUAAAAUUAAAAACAAAUCUAAAGUAACACUUAAGCAGAAGCCCCUAAACUGUAAGCGUUUUUAAGAACUUGAAAAAUCAUUGAUUUAUAUUCUGACGAAAGCAAGUGUUGCUUUAAAAUGAUGCAGUUGUAGUUGAUAAAUAAUGGGGACGUUGAUUAUGAGAAUGAAAAUCUUGUCUCCUUCUCAUCAUGCAUAAGGAAAAUAAUUAAUUAUCUUAACCGAUAUAAAUAAUAUAAAUAAAUAGUAUCACUUUUUAGAAAAUGAAGGUAGUUUGUAGAUGAUGAUGAACCUUGUAUCAUGUUUUUGUUUUUUAUUUCUUUGGAGAAAAUAUUUACUACGAUUUACUGAGUAACAUUUAAUCAAAUAACUGAUAAAUGAAUAAGAAAGGAAAGAAAAAAACCUUUUUAUGAUAGCUGGUAGUUUUUAUGGCUAAACAUUAUGAAAAAAAAUUAACUUUCAUUGAUUGAUAUCAUUGAUUUAUAAAAGAAAUGAAGUUCUUAACAUUAACAGAGUUAAUACUUGUUAAAAGUAGCGGUGACAAAAAGAAAAUAAAUGUAAAAUUUAAUUAUGAAAAAU